This is a messenger RNA of Nycticebus coucang (slow loris), 930 nucleotides long. RefSeq names its product interferon kappa (gene IFNK). Gene Ontology annotation, cellular component: extracellular region. The record is from RefSeq and is a predicted model, not a curated record. Gene Ontology annotation, biological process: B cell proliferation; cytokine-mediated signaling pathway; positive regulation of peptidyl-serine phosphorylation of STAT protein. Bases 1 to 930 code for a protein of 309 amino acids. The transcript is spliced from 3 exons. Gene Ontology annotation, molecular function: cytokine activity; type I interferon receptor binding. Lineage: Eukaryota; Metazoa; Chordata; Mammalia; Primates; Lorisidae.
AUGAUAAUCUUCUCAAAUUCUCUCAUUCAUCAUGUGGCUGCACCUGGAGCCUCUUCAUCACCGCCAUUUCGAGGAGUCUCCCAGUCACAGCCACUGCUAUGGUUGCCCCAAAACAACUGCAGAAUUCGUUUGCUCCGCAGUGUCAGCGGCACCUGUGCUGCCUCAUCCUUUUCAUGGUGGGUGACAACAGAGGACAAGCAGCGACAGCCUGGUGGAGCAGUGCUAUAUAAAGACAAUGCAGCUUCAGACAGACCUCGGUUUCAAUCCCUGUUCCAUGGAUUUCUAGCUCUACAACUCUGGCUCAGAAAAAAAGUGUGCACUGAGCCUGACAUGAUUCUAAAAUGUUUGUGGCUUAUAGUCCUUAUGGGUCUUUGCAUUAUGGGCAUCCUGUCUCUGGACUGUAACUUACUGAAUGUUCGCCUGAGGAGAGUCACUUUGCAAAAUCUGAGACUUCUCAGCAGUCUGAGCAAUUCAUUUCCUGUAGAAUGUCUAAAAGAAAACAAAGAUUUUGAGUUGCCCCAAAAGAUCCUAUCACAUACCCAGACUGUGAAAAGGGACCUCAAGGAGGCCUUCUAUGAAGUAUCCACACAGGCCUUCCACAUCUUUAGUCAAUACACCUUCAAACCCAUUUGGAAACAGAAACACCUGAAUCAAAUCCAGAUAGGACUUGAUAAGCAGCUGGAGUACCUAGAACAAUGCUUGCCGGAAGAGGAGAAUGAAAACGGAGAUGCGAAAGAAGUUGCCAUGAAACACUCAGGAGCUCAGGGCUCCCAGGUGCACAACCUAGAACUGAGGAGAUAUUUCAACAAGAUAUACAAUUUCCUGAAAGAAAAGAAAUACAGUCACUGUGCCCAGGACAUUGUACAAGUGGAAAUCAGAAGAUGUAUCUACUACUUUUACCAAUUCACAGCACUACUCAGGAGAAAAUAA